This is a messenger RNA of Ciona intestinalis (vase tunicate), 1481 nucleotides long. RefSeq lists its product as uncharacterized. NCBI's taxonomy places the organism in Eukaryota, Metazoa, Chordata, Ascidiacea, Phlebobranchia, Cionidae. The record is from RefSeq and is a predicted model, not a curated record.
GCAAAAAAUGUAGCUGGAUGCAAAAGAAGUAAAGUGCGUGAGAAUUAUGACGUCGAGAGAAAAUCGGAUUUUACCACAGAAGAACAAAAGUUUAUUUAUUCCCUGACACGAGAGAGCAGCAAGUGUCAGCUGGGCUUCAGUUUCCUGUUGCUUAUUUGUAUCGCUUGUAUGUAGUUUAUUAAUUCACUGUACUGUCUAGUUAUUACUUAUUUAAAGGUUUAAUUUAUUUUCUAGUGGUGUAUAAGCGGUAUACAUACUAAAUUUAUUGACUUUAUCCUAAAUUAAUAAACUAAAAACCGACUUUUGUGGGGGUUUGAUUAGCGUGUUUUGUUUACUGCCAUUAAGAAUGUCAUCGGAAAGACCAAAGAGAUCACGCAAAAUAAUAAAUUACGAAGAAGAUACGCUACAUUGGGUGGAACAGAAAGAACUGCACAAAGCUUUAAUGAGAUCUUUACAAGAAAAAGAAUCACCUUUAAAGAAUGAAUCACAUAAUCAACUAGGAGACAUUCAUGGAGGUUUAAAGGAAAAUCCAGAACCAGAAAUAUGUCUGAAAAAGAUAGAAAACACUGAAACAAGUUCAUCAACUGUAAAGAUCCUACGUAAUCCACGGGUUGCAGCUCUGUCUCCAAGAGUUUUACUAACUUCACUUGACUCACACUCUAGUUCAAAUGAGUCUGACCGGGAAGAUGUUAAAAGAAGGAAAAAGAAAGUAAAACCUAAAACAAAAUAUACCAAACAUAGGAGUAUUGUUGGCCAUAACAACAAAGCUGAAAAGAAGGUUACAAAUAAACAUGAGGACUCGUGUGGUCUUAGACUAACGAGACUGCAAUCAAAACUUCUUGAAGAAGCUGAACUAUUUAAACCAAUGAUUAAUUCUAACAAGAACUUUCUAGAAACCUGUGAAUCAUCCUCUGCUCAUGAAAUGGCUAUGUGUCAAGUAACUCUAGAAAACAUUGCUGGUGCCUUGAAUGACAGUAACCUACAAACCCCUAGAAAAAAACUAUUGUUUAACAAAGAUGGUGUCACUGAAUCCAUGAAGAAUGAUGUUGAGAGCAGCCCAUCCUCACGUCUCCGUGCUCAGCGAAAGUUUGCAUCAAAUGCAUCCCCUCCUCAAACACGAAGUAACAGUCCUGUCAAAAUGCACAGACAAAAACAAACUGUGGCUUGGAAUUCAACCAAGGAAAAAAAGCAAAAAUUAAUCUCCACACACCCUGAACUAGUAGGGUUCGCAAAGUCUUCGAAAACUGUGACACAAGUUGAAACCAAAGUUGUCAGAAAUGGAAACACACGCAGUAAAAUACGUAACACUAGAAAACCAAAAUCAGUUUUUAAUGGUGUCCCGAAAACAGAUGCUUUCCUGUCUUACCUAUGCUUCAGAAACACUUCUUUAAAAAGAAACUUGUUUGAUUAAACUACUUUGUUUUCACAAUAUAAUCUUUUGGUUUUAUUCCAUAAAUACACAGAAUGAUGCAUCAGGUUAA